AAAAAAAUAUAUAUACUUCAUUGUGCAUCAGACUGUGUUAGAGCUCGAACCAUUCGAAAAAUUAUAAAACUUAAAAAUGAAAAUUUAUAUAAUUUUAGCAUUAGUUGCAUUUGCAUCAACAGAAGAAUGGAAACGAAAAACAAUGGACGAAUGGAGUCAAAUUCACCGGGCAUGUGAUCAACGCUACAAAGUAUCUGAGGAGCUUAUUGAAAAGGCCAAAGUUGAAAAAUACCCACCCAAAGAAGUAUUCGAAGUAGCUCUUUGUGUCUUACGUGAUUCAGAAGUUUGGAAUGAUGCUAAAGGAUUUUCAGUUGAUAGACUGAUGAUUUCCAUGAACACAGUUGCAACAAGACAAAAUAUCAAUAAAAAGUUCUUACGUGAUACUCUUGAGAGUUGUGCUGAUAACAAUAGUGAAGGAAGUACUCCAUUAGAAUGGGCAUAUCGUUGUUUCAAGUGUUUCAAGGAUAAUGAGAAAUUUUUCAAAGUUUUAAGAGAAGCUAAAUUUUUUGAUGAACAAUCGAGUGAUUAUGUUGAUUCGAAGGAAUAGUCUAAAAAAAUGUGUUGUGGUACCUAAAAUAAUUGUUUAUUAAAUAAAUAAAAAUUUACUCAAGACUCAAGAAA
Messenger RNA from Episyrphus balteatus (marmalade hoverfly), 621 nucleotides. Its product is annotated as general odorant-binding protein 99a-like. Gene Ontology annotation, biological process: sensory perception of smell. The record is from RefSeq and is a predicted model, not a curated record. The coding region runs from base 77 to 547 and encodes 156 amino acids. The transcript has 2 exons. Lineage: Eukaryota; Metazoa; Arthropoda; Insecta; Diptera; Syrphidae. Gene Ontology annotation, molecular function: odorant binding.